Pseudoliparis swirei is the source of this 4515-nucleotide messenger RNA. RefSeq names its product tetratricopeptide repeat domain 7B (gene ttc7b). Bases 37 to 2841 code for a protein of 934 amino acids. The transcript is spliced from 22 exons. Lineage: Eukaryota; Metazoa; Chordata; Actinopteri; Perciformes; Liparidae. Gene Ontology annotation, cellular component: plasma membrane. The record is from RefSeq and is a predicted model, not a curated record. Gene Ontology annotation, biological process: protein localization to plasma membrane; phosphatidylinositol phosphate biosynthetic process. Gene Ontology annotation, molecular function: protein binding.
UGAGUGUUUUGGUCCAGUCGAGCUCCACUCACAAAAAUGACAGCGCGGAAGUCUGGCUCGCGGCUGGAGACCGAGAUAGAGCGGUGCCGCUCCGAGAGUCAAUGGGACAAGAUACCGGAGCUCGUCCGACAGCUGUCCGCCAAACUCAUAUCCAACGAUGACCUAGGUGAGCUGUUGCUGGGGGAAUGCAAGCUUCAGACAUACCUGAAGGAGAACCCCAUCAAACAGGGAGCCAGUCCCCGGGGCCCACGACCUAAACUGGUGGAGGUCAGGAAACACCUCACUGCUGCUCUGGACAGAGGAAACCUCAAGGCAGAUUACCUCCAGGAAGCCAGUCUGCUGAUGGCCAAACUGUGCUAUGUGGAGGGAGAGUACAGAGACGCGUUGGGUCACUACAGCAGGGUCAGCCUGGAUGACAUGCAUCUGGGGGGAGCUCCUGUGUACAGGCUGUCCAUGAUAGCGGAGGCAUACGCUACUAAAGGACUGUGCUUGGAGAAGACCCCAGCAGCCUCCCCGUCUCUCUCCAAUAAGAACACCGGGUCUCCCUCGUCCAAUAGGAGCACAACAGACCAGGAGCAGGAAAUCAUCACCUGCUAUGAAAAGUCUGGCGACAUCGCUCUGCUCUACCUGCAGGAGGCGGAGAAGGCCUUAUCCGCAGGAAUUCAGAACCGCAGCCCAAAGCCCGGCCCGACGACCCAGGACCUGGAACUGGGCUACUUCCUGGAGACGGGCCUGCAGAGAGCCCACGUCAUCCACUUCAAGAACGGCAACCUGACACAAGGCGUGGGCCGGUUUCGGGAGAUUCUCCGGGCUGUUGAGAACAGAACCACCCAGAGCCUGCGCAUGACUAUAGCCAGACAGCUUGCAGAGAUCUUGCUCAGAGGAAUGUGUGAACAGAGUUACUGGUCUCCUCUGGAAGACCCGCCCACUGUGUCGCCAUUGGACAAUCCCACACGGCAGGGACACACUCACACCAAGAACUACAGCCUAAGCCGACGCCCACGCGUGUACUCAGGAGAGAACCUGUUUUGCCCCCAGGAGAACACAGAGGAAGCGUUGCUGCUGCUGCUCAUCAGUGAGUCCAUGGCUAACCGCGACGCUGUGUUGAGCAGGAUCCCCGAACACAACAACGACCGCAUCAUCAGCCUGCAGUCUGCGUCGGUGGUGUACGACCUGCUGACUAUAGCUCUGGGCAGGAGAGGGCAGUAUGAGAUGCUGUCUGAGUGUUUGGAGAGAGCCAUGAAGUUUGCCUUUGAGGAAUUCCACUUGUGGUACCAGCUCGCCCUGUCGCUCAUGGCGGCCGGCAAAUCGGCCCGUGCUGUUAAAGUCCUCAAGGAAUGUAUUCGCCUGAAGCCUGACGACCCCACCAUCCCACUGCUGGCUGUCAAGCUGUGCAUCGGACCUCUUCACUGGUUGGAUGAGGGGGAGUGCUUUGGAAAGAUGGUGAUUGACAUGGGGGAGAAAGCAGCUGAGUUCAGAGCCAAAAGCUUCUUGGCCAUUGGGCUGGUUUACAGCCUCAAAGCCACUGACGCAUCAUUGCGGAGCACACAGGAGGAGUACCAGAGGAAAGCUUUGGGAGCCUUCCAGAGAGCUCAGAGUCUGUCUCCCACGGACCAUCUAGCGGCCUUCUACCUGGCGCUGCAGCUCGCCGUCUCCCGACAGAUCCCCGAGGCACUUGGCUAUGUACGACAGGCGUUGCAGCUCCAAGGAGACGAUGUCCACUCCCUUCAUCUGCUCGCCCUGCUGCUCUCCGCUCAGAAACACUACCAUGACGCUCUCAAUAUUAUAGAGAUGGCUCUGUCCGAGUACCCGGAGAACUUCAAUCUGCUGUAUACCAAGGUGAAGUUGGAGUCUAUGUGUAGAGGACCGGAGGAAGCUCUGCUCACCUGCAAACACAUGCUGCAGAUCUGGAAGAGCUUUUACAAUCUUACAAACCCCAGUGAUUCUGGGCGUGGCAGCAGUCUAUUGGACAGAGCCAUGGCAGACAGACGGCAGCUCAACGCCAUGACUCUGCCUGACUUCAGUGAUCCAGAUACGGUCUCCGGUUCUUCCUCUUCUCACUCUGGUUCCGAACCGGUCUCCCCCACCUCCCCGUCCAGCAUUUCCACCUUCUCCUCCCCGCUGUCUUCCCCCGUCUUCAUCCUCCAGUCUCCUCCUUUCCCUCCACCCAAAAACCCAUCCUUCUUCCCUCCUUGUCCUCCUCCUCCUCCACCCACCAAGACCAGGACUCAAUCCUUUUGCAACCACGUCCGUUUCCGACAUCGCUCCUCCAAUUGCUCGGUUCACGCCACAUCUAUCGCAGCCAGUCGCGUGGAGCAGGCUCUGUCUGAGGUAGCCUCCUCUCUGCAGAGCAGUGCCCCCAAACACGGACCCCUGCACCCCUGGAUGACCCUGGCUCAGAUCUGGCUGCAUGCAGCCGAGGUGUACACCGGCAUGUCGAAGCCCGCGGAGGCCACGGCGUGCACGCAGGAGGCCGCCAACCUCUUCCCCACAUCCCAUCAUGUGCUGUACAUGAGGGGCCAGAUCGCUGAGCUCAAGGGCAACGUCGACGAGGCCAAGCGCUGGUACGAGGAGGCCCUGUCCAUCAACCCGACGCACGUCAAGACCAUGCAGAGACUGGGUCUGAUUCUUCAGCAGCUGCAGCGCUACAGUCUGUCGGAAAAGGUCCUGAGGGAUGCUGUGCAGGUCAACAGUACGGCUCACGAUGUGUGGAACAGCCUCGGCGAGGUGUUGCAGGUUCAGGGAAACGCUGCCGCUGCCACCGAGUGUUUCCUCACGGCCUUGGAGCUGGAGGCCAGCAGCCCCAUUCUGCCCUUCACCAUCAUACCCAGAGCACUAUGAAGCCCCCCCUCCUCCUCCUCCCCCCCCCCCUCGUUCAGUUAGAGUCUCAGUACUGUACCACGCUGGCACAAAUGAUGGACCUGCAAACCCCCCACAGACACGCACAGUAUGCCUGCAUGCCAGCUACACACACCUGCACACGGGUUUACUGCCAGACCCUUACUGUAAAUACACACACACACACACUGUAUAGAAAUGCAAAGAAUACACAGAACCUAUAUACACACGCUCCCCUCCCAGCCCACAUUGCCUUGCUGUGGCUUUGAACCCUGGCUGUGUGUGUGUGUGUGUGUGUGUGUGUGUGCGCUCGCGCCGACCUGCACUUUUUCCGUGUUUUGUUUCUUUGUAUCUGUAUGUACGCCCUUAUCCGUGUGUGUGUGUGUCAACAUGUUGCCUGAGCAUAUUUCUCUGUGUGUGUGUGUGUGUGUGUGCGUGCGUGUUAGUUGAUUUAAAGACGUAAAUAAGGUUAAGAGACUUGAGUUCCUACUCUUGCGUUGCUAGUAUUCAGAAGCCGAAGAGUUUACAUUUUGUUUACAUGUUUCGUUUAGUAGCCAAAUAUUCCUGAUAAUCCCAACACACACACACACACACACAUGCGUUCAUGCGGAGGGGAUCGCAGCUACUGUACGGCUGGCUCAGGACCGGCAGAUCUUUGAGAAUCUCCCGGAGCAUUGACCGACGUGAUGGAGCCGAUCGGUGAAGCCAACACACCGGCUGCGUUUACACACACUGCAGAUCAGAGUUCAGAGGACGGCUGCUCUUUUGUUUUUUUUUACAUUUAUUUUUUAAUUGGAGCGCGUUAUCUCUUACGUGUACAGACUUUACAUCUUUCUUUACAUCUUUUUGUUCAACUUUAUUUACAUGACAUUCUAUGAGUUUACAAACUUUACCGAUAUUGCACUAUUGUUCCAUUUCCUGAAGGAAAGCUUCGAAACUGAAGGAAGAAUUCAACAUUUUGGAAAAUGUGCUUCUUUUUUCUUCUUCUUUUCUUCUCUUGCUUGAGAGAUGGAGGAGAGGAUUAUUGCCACUUUAGAGAGUGGAAUACAUUGUUUCCAUCAAACUCUUGGCAAAAACCAUUAAUGAGCAUAUUUCUCAAAAUGUCAAAACCAUUGCUGUAAAAUAAAUCCCAUCUUUAUAUGAACACAUUGUUAAUGUUUUUUUAAUCUGUUUGGGGAAGUUUCUUUUCUUUUAGCAGCUGAUGUCACAAUAGAUAAACUCAAAUACAAACAAGUGCUGCAGGUAAACUUCAUAUGAAUCUGAAAGCCAGAGCUCCUAUGCACCAUGUAUGUGUUCACAUAUUAUUAAUAACAGGAAGAAUCUGUUCCACACAUCUUCUCAAUAAUCUGAUUUAAUAUUGUGUGUAAAUGCAACCAGUGACUGUCGUUUGUGUCCCGUCAGUCGUGUUGAAUACAACUAGAUGAAUAUACUUUUUAUUUUUCAUUUUAAUUAUAAAUACAAAUUGUUGUUGUAUAUUUGAUUGAUCCAAAUGUAUUGUUGUAAUUAUUAUUAUUGCCAUGGUCUUAGAAAGUAAAUUAUAAUUCUAUUUUCUGGAGGGUGAUGUUACUGAGAUGCAGUUGGAGGAAUACAAAAAAAGAUGAACUGAUUCAGUUUGUUGAGUAAACAAAUACAUUUAUGAUUACGACGACGGAGGAAAUAAAAGGGAUUUAAAACAUG